This is a messenger RNA of Dictyostelium purpureum, 246 nucleotides long. RefSeq lists its product as uncharacterized. The transcript is spliced from 2 exons. The record is from RefSeq and is a predicted model, not a curated record. NCBI's taxonomy places the organism in Eukaryota, Evosea, Eumycetozoa, Dictyosteliales, Dictyosteliaceae. Bases 1 to 246 code for a protein of 81 amino acids.
AUGUCAAUUAUUAAAUCAAUUUCAUCAAUGGGUCCAGUUAGUGGUGCUUCAUCAAGAAAAUCCAUGUUAAGUUUAUCUGGUGUUUCUUCUUUCACUAAUAAUGAAUCAUCUUGUUUUGGUGGUGGUUUCGGUGGUAGUUUUAAUCCAUGCUUUGAUCCAUGCUGCAAACCAUGUUGUGAUCCAUGCGGUUCUAAUAUCAACUUUAUCAAUAUUGAUAUUGAUAUUGGUCGUAGAAGAUGGUGCUAA